AUGAUGCUCCUUCCAGUGCUUCGACCGGUCUCGAAAUCGGCCGGGCGGCUGCUUCUGGCAGGUGGCCGUGAGCUCGAGCAGCUCGGCACGCCAGACCAUGGGGUCUCGCUAGAGGCUCCUGCCACUGCUGUUUAUCAACCGCAGCCGCAGCUCUAUGCCCCGAUGCAUGGCGAGCUGUCUUCGAGGCAGAUGCAUGCCCUCGCACAGCCGAGUUGGGGCGGUCGGUGGCCAGUAGCGGUGGAAAACGUUCUGGCGCAGAGAUCUGGUAAUUCGCACAGUUCCAACCAGGAGCAGGUGCAAGCACAGGCUUUGCAGGAGCAACAGCCGGUCUCCAGCCAGGAUGGACAAUCGUCGGAGACAGGUGUCCAGUGCAUGUGGCAACUAGAUGCCCGUGCUGUUUUUCCACCUGGCGCCUGUGUAUGGCCUGCAAUUUUCAUGACCGGCGAUGGCUGCUUCACAGGUUUUCCCGUGGGAAGCGUAGCUGCGUCGCAGGAUGUCACACAGCAGGCCCAGCAGACAGGAGCAGCCCAGCCGUCCGGCGACGCAGCGAAUGUUGCGCAGCCAGCUCAGGUGAAUGAGGCGACCUCGAACGGCUCCACAUCACCUCGAAAUGGCAUCAGCCGCACGAUCCGCACGUCUGCCAGCCGGAAGCAGCGACGCCGUUUGAAAGCAGCGAACGCAGCAAACGUGGAAUCGGCAACGAGCCCUGCUGCGGAUGAACAGCUAGAGAGGACGCCAGCACUUCCUGGUCUUGUUAGCGGGCCCCGUGGUGGCGAGGUGCCGACUCUCCCAGCUAAAGGCCCUGAGCCUCUUCCGUCCGAGGAGACGGUUGAGGCGACGCCGCGGAGUCCUUCUGAAGGUCCUGGUCAGCUCUGGCCACCGACGCCAGAGUCCACACCACCGUGCUCGCCGCGAGAGUUCGGAAGCUUUUGUGCCUUCCCAGGCAUUUGGCACGUAGAGAUCCCGAGCAUGGUCUUGCCGGAGCCGGUGGCUUUGCCAGAGAUGUCAUCCGUGCUCACGGAGGAAGUGCUCGUACCGGAUGCAGAAUCACAGGCUUGCGAGAAGAUGAUCGCUCAACUGGACGAAGAUUCCAGUAGAGCCGAGGUGAUGGACUUGCUGUGGAGUUCAACUUGGUCAAUGGCCUGCACUCCCGGCGGCACUCGUGUCGUCCAGAAGGCGUUGGAGGUUGCCGACACGACGGAGCGCAUCUCUCUGGCAGAGCAGCUGCAGGGGCAUGUCAAGGAAGCUUUUGCAUCACCCCACGCUAAUCAUGUCCUUCAGAAAUGCAUCGAGCUCAUUCCUCCAGACCGCCUUCACUUCGUCCUGUCCGAGAUGCUCGGGCACGCAGUUGCUGCAGCACGUCACCGCUAUGGUUGCCGAGUACUCGAGCGUCUCCUGGAGCAUUGCCCUACUGAGCAGACAGCUCCACUUGUCGAGGAGGUGCUUGCGGGUGCUCCACAGCUUUGCCGCCACACCUUCGGAAACUUCGUCGUGCAGCACGUGCUCGAGCAUGGGACGGCUUCCCAGAAGCGCCAGGUGGUGGAUGUCAUUCACGCCGAUAUCCAGCGCCUAGCACGCCACCGGGUUGCCAGUCACGUCGUGCGCUGUGCACUGAAGCACGGCGCGCCGGAAGACAGGCAGAAGCUGGUGCAGGCCAUUCGGAAAGACCCAGCAGAUCUGGCAGACUUAGCUCACCACCACUGUGGGAGCUUCGUUGUGCGAGAAAUGCGCCGCGCCGAUGGCUUGCACCGCUGA
Messenger RNA from Symbiodinium necroappetens, 1755 nucleotides. NCBI's taxonomy places the organism in Eukaryota, Dinophyceae, Suessiales, Symbiodiniaceae. The record is from the annotation of a GenBank genome assembly.